AGCAAUGAUUAUGUAGUAAGUGAGAUUUCAAGGUGAAGAGGCUGAGCCAGAGCCCACAGCACAUAAAGUUCCAGUCCUGCCUUUGGGAGAUGAGACCAGAACCCAAGCUGUUUCAUCUGGCUUUUUAAAAUCUAUCGGGUUAGAGCUUCUUCAUUUUCUUUCAACACCAAAUGGGGGAGGGGGGAGGAUGGAAUUUUUGUGGAGGGGGGAAGAGUAGAGAAAACAAAAUUUUUUUGCAUAUAACAAAUGGCCUUUCUUUUCAGUCCUCUCCAGAGUCAGCCUAUAAUCAAAGCUGCUCCCCAGCAUUUUCUGGUUCCUGGUGAGAGUUUCUUGGUGCCCUGGGUUGACCAUGACUGAGUGGAGCUGCCUUAUAACAGGAGCAGGAGGGUUUCUGGGUCAGAGGAUCAUCAGCUUGUUGGCAGAGGAGAAAGAGCUGCAGGAAAUUCGAGCCCUGGACAAGGUCUUCAGACCGGAAUUACAAGAAGAAUUUUCUAAGCUUAAGCACAAGGUGAAGCUGACAAUGCUGGAAGGAGACAUCCUGGAUGAGCAGUGCCUGAAGAGAGCCUGCCAGGGCAUCUCGGUUGUCAUUCACUCCGCCUCUAUCAUUGAUGUGACGGGGGCCAUUCAGAGAGAAGCCAUCAUGAAUGUCAAUCUGAAAGGUACCCAGCUCUUAUUGGAAGCCUGCGUCCAGGCCAAUGUGCCAAUAUUCAUCUAUACCAGCACCAUAGAGGUGGCUGGGCCCAACUCCUACAGUGAGAUCAUCCAGAAUGGCCAUGAAGAAGAACAUCUUGAAUCUAAAUGGUCUACUGCAUACCCAUACAGCAAAAAGCUUGCCGAGAAGGUUGUGCUGGCAGCUGAUGGCUGGACUCUUAAAAAUGGUGGCACUUUGUACACUUGUUCCUUAAGGCCCAUGUAUAUCUAUGGGGAAGGAAACCCAUUCAUUUGUAGACAAAUAAACCAGGCCUUGCAGAACAAUGGCAUCCUGAAGAAUUUUGCCAAGCACUCCCUAGUCAACCCAGUCUAUGUUGGCAAUGUGGCCUGGGCUCACAUUCUGGCCUUGAAAGCCUUGCUAGAUCCCAAGAAAGCCCCAAGCAUCCGAGGACAGUUCUACUACAUCUCGGAUGACACGCCUCACGAGAGCUAUAGUAAAUUCAACUACAUCCUGAGUAAAGAAUGGGGUCUCCACAUUGAUUCCGGAAUGACCCUUCCUGUAUCUCUGCAGUAUUGGAUUGCCUUCCUGCUGGAAAUAGUGAGCUCCCUGCUGAGCCCAAUCUAUGAAUAUCAACCCCCUUUCACCCGCCACCUGGUGACAUUGUCAAAUAGUGUGUUCACAUUCUCCUACAAGAAAGCCCAGCAAGAUCUGGGGUAUAAGCCACUCUACAGCUGGGAGGAAGCCAAGCAGAAAACCACCCAGUGGGUUGGCUCUCUGGUGAAAGAGCACAAAGAGGCCCUGAAGAAAAAAACUCACUGAUUCGUGGGUGGCAGGGAUAUAGACCUGCAUAGGUUAGGCCCUAUCUGUCAAGUUCUCCCCUUCCUUUGUCUUCAUGCAGAACGUAACAUGAGCACAACCCCAGGGCCUACUGCCUCCCUUUUACAAGAUGACCAAC
Molecule: messenger RNA, 1607 nt
Organism: Loxodonta africana (African savanna elephant)
Lineage: Eukaryota; Metazoa; Chordata; Mammalia; Proboscidea; Elephantidae
Gene: HSD3B2
Product: hydroxy-delta-5-steroid dehydrogenase, 3 beta- and steroid delta-isomerase 2
Exons: 3
Coding region: 350-1471 (373 amino acids)
Biological process (GO): steroid biosynthetic process
Molecular function (GO): 3-beta-hydroxy-Delta5-steroid dehydrogenase (NAD+) activity
Source: RefSeq, a predicted model, not a curated record